GAGGGCAUCCCUCCGGACCAGCAGCGCCUGAUCUUCGCCGGUAAGCAGCUGGAGGACGGGCGCACGUUGUCGGACUAUAACAUCCAGAAGGAGUCCACGCUUCACCUCGUGCUGCGCCUGCGCGGAGGCAUGCAGAUCUUCGUGAAGACGCUGACGGGCAAGACCAUCACGCUGGAUGUGGAGGCGUCUGAUACAAUCGACAACGUGAAGGCGAAGAUCCAGGACAAGGAGGGCAUCCCUCCGGACCAGCAGCGCCUGAUCUUCGCCGGCAAGCAGCUGGAGGACGGGCGCACGCUGUCGGACUAUAACAUCCAGAAGGAGUCCACGCUGCACCUCGUGCUGCGCCUGCGCGGAGGCAUGCAGAUCUUCGUGAAGACGCUGACAGGCAAGACCAUCACGCUGGAUGUGGAGGCCUCUGACACAAUCGACAACGUCAAGGCGAAGAUCCAGGACAAGGAGGGCAUCCCUCCGGACCAGCAGCGCCUGAUCUUCGCCGGCAAGCAGCUGGAGGACGGGCGCACGUUGUCGGACUAUAACAUCCAGAAGGAGUCCACGCUGCACCUCGUGCUGCGCCUGCGCGGAGGCAUGCAGAUCUUCGUGAAGACGCUGACGGGCAAGACCAUCACGCUGGAUGUGGAGGCCUCUGACACAAUCGACAACGUGAAGGCGAAGAUCCAGGACAAGGAGGGCAUCCCUCCGGACCAGCAGCGCCUGAUCUUCGCCGGGAAGCAGCUGGAGGACGGGCGCACGCUGUCGGACUAUAACAUCCAGAAGGAGUCCACGCUGCACCUCGUGCUGCGCCUGCGCGGAGGCAUGCAGAUCUUCGUGAAGACGCUGACGGGCAAGACCAUCACGCUGGAUGUGGAAGCCUCUGACACAAUCGACAACGUGAAGGCGAAGAUCCAGGACAAGGAGGGCAUCCCUCCGGACCAGCAGCGCCUGAUCUUCGCCGGCAAGCAGCUGGAGGACGGGCGCACGCUGUCGGACUAUAACAUCCAGAAGGAGUCCACGCUGCACCUCGUGCUGCGCCUGCGCGGAGGCAUGCAGAUCUUCGUGAAGACGCUGACGGGCAAGACCAUCACCCUUGAUGUGGAAGCCUCUGACACAAUUGACAACGUGAAGGCGAAGAUCCAGGACAAGGAGGGCAUCCCUCCGGACCAGCAGCGCCUGAUCUUUGCGGGGAAGCAGCUGGAGGACGGGCGCACGCUGUCUGACUAUAACAUCCAGAAGAGUCCACGCUUCACCUCGUGCUGCGCCUGCGCGGAGGCAUGCAGAUCUUCGUGA
Molecule: messenger RNA, 1284 nt
Organism: Prorocentrum cordatum
Lineage: Eukaryota; Dinophyceae; Prorocentrales; Prorocentraceae
Source: the annotation of a GenBank genome assembly